Molecule: messenger RNA, 1977 nt
Organism: Brachypodium distachyon (stiff brome)
Lineage: Eukaryota; Viridiplantae; Streptophyta; Magnoliopsida; Poales; Poaceae
Product: protein NRT1/ PTR FAMILY 5.10
Exons: 3
Coding region: 52-1770 (572 amino acids)
Biological process (GO): transmembrane transport
Cellular component (GO): membrane
Molecular function (GO): transmembrane transporter activity
Source: RefSeq, a predicted model, not a curated record
UGAAGACCAACAGUCGUCAGGUAUAUCGAUCGGUCGAGGAUCGGAGAAGACAUGGGCGACGCCGAGGUCCCCUUCCUCCUUACGGUGGACGGCGCCGACGGGGACACGGAGACGAAGGAGGAGCCGCCGCUGGCCUGGGUCACCGACUUCCGCGGCCGGCCCGUCUUCCGCUCCAGCUCCGGCGGAUGGCGCUCCGCCCUCUUCCUCAUCGUGGUGGAAUUGGGCGGCACAUUCACGUACUACGGCGUGUCGGCGAACCUGAUCACGUACCUGACGGGUCCCCUGGGCCACUCCAACGCGGCGGCGGCGACGGCGGUCAACGUCUGGGCGGGCACGGCCAGCUUCAUGCCGCUGCUCGGCGCCUUCGUCGCCGACUCCUGGCUCGGAAGAUACCGGUCCAUCGUCCUCGCAUGGACCCUCUACGCCCUGGGUUAUGGCAUGAUGACUAUAGCAUCCUCGCUCCCGGUUCUUCUCCCGUCAUCGCCCAACCACAACGACUCCUCUUCCCGCCCUUGGUCGAUGCAGGCGGCCUUGUUCUAUGCAUCGCUCUACCUCAUUGCCCUCGCGUACGGUCCCGACAAGCCUUGUGGACUGGUUUUCGCCGCCGACCAGUUCGACCCCUACCACCCCAAGGAGUGCGCCGCCCGAAGAUCCUUCUUCAACUGGUGGUACUUCUCCAUAGCCAUCGGCAUCGCCGUCUCAUUCGCCGUCGUCAGCUACAUCCAGGAGAACCUUGGCUGGGAAAUCGGAUUCGGCACGCUCUUUGCCAUCGUGUUGUGCGCCUUCUCCGUCUUCCUCCUUGGAACCCCUACCUACCGCUUCUACUCGGCCACCCUCGGCAUCGAGAGCCCCUUCGUCCGCCUCGCACGCAGCCUUGCCGCACUUGUGAGGAAUUCAAGCUUCUCCUUAUUGGGCCAAAAAAGACACCAUCACCAGCAUGAAGAUGAAGCUACCACGGGAAAGUUCGAGGAGGCACGCCAUGUGUUGCGGCUGCUUCCGAUCUGGGCGACGUGCCUAGCCUACGGUGUCGUGCUCGCACAGGUAUCAACGAUCUUCAUCAAGCAGGGCCGCACCUUGGACCGCCGAAUCUUGGACGGCCUGGAGCUUCCAUCGGCCGCGCUACAGACGUUUGGUCCAGCGGCCAUCUUGGUGUUCGUGCCUAUCUACGACCGGCUGCUGGUGCCGGCUCUGCGUUACGCGACAGGCAACCCGUCUGGGCUGACACCUCUACAACGCGUGGGCACAGGCUUGGCGUUAUCCUUGGCCACGGUGUCAAUGGCUGCGCUGGUGGAGGCCCGACGCCUAGGGAUAGCACGGGAGCACGGGCUUAUGGACGACGCCGGUGCGACGGUGCCCAUGAGCUGGGUGUGGCUGGCGCCACAGUUUGUGAUGAUCGGGGUGGCGGACUCAUUCGUGGCGGUCGGGUUGCAGGAGUUCUUCUAUGACCAGAUGCCUUGCGGGCUGCGAAGCCUGGCCCUAGCGCUCUACUUCAGCGUGAUCGGCAUCGGCAACUUUAUCAGCGGUGCCCUUGUCUGCCUCAUCGAUCGCAUAACGGGCAGCGGCGGUGGCGACAGUUGGUUCGCCGACAACCUCAACCGUGCCCACGUUGACUACUUCUACUUGUUGCUGGCUGGCCUUAGCGCCGCCGGGCUUGCUCUUUACCUCUACUUCGCCAGCUCCUAUGUUUACAAGUGUACAGCCACAAGAGCUUCCGCUCAGGGCAAGAACCUACCAGUGCUGCAGACAUGCACUAGUGUUGUUGAAUUCUGAAUUUCUGAUGACGGAUGGAUAAGCGUCGAUUAUUCGAGAUGAUCGUCAAUGUACAAAUCAUGAAUAGCUAACUUUAAGGGUAGGAAUUUUAUAGUCCGAAAUAGGAGCUCAUCUCUCAAAAUAGAUUUUGUGAUACUUGAGAUUGUAUAUCUUUGGUGGUCUAUGUAGCGCCUUUUUUUUUCUGCCCGUUGGCAAUUGACUCCGUAA